This is a messenger RNA of Porites evermanni, 16299 nucleotides long. Lineage: Eukaryota; Metazoa; Cnidaria; Anthozoa; Scleractinia; Poritidae. The record is from the annotation of a GenBank genome assembly.
AUCUUGAAAACUACAGUUUACAAAGGGAAGAUGCAGGUUUCCCAGCCCAAUAAUGUUAAGAUCUACAACCUUUCUGCCGGAAAAUCAUUGCCAGAGGUAUUGAAGAAAGGCUUUUGUUAUAUUUUGUUCAUUUAGAAGCAGUUUGUGCUUGUAUUAAGAUUUUGCACGUGCUAAAGUAAGGCAUACAUGUAGCUAUGGUCAAUGAUCUGGAGCUACGUACACUUCAUUUCUUUUCUCUUUCUGGCUGGACUUUUGCAUCAUUGAAAAUUAAAAGUGUUUCUUUUCUUCUCUUUUUGUUUUAGUGGCUUUCUGAACGAAAGAGGCGGACAUUGCAAAAGAAUGAUAUUAGUAAGUUUUAAAGUCAUGCAUAAAGUCAUCUGAGAAAAUUAAUGUAAACUUAAUUUAAGCUUAAUGGUUUUCUGCAUUGAGCAGCACUCAUAAAGAUAAAGAAAGGAAUUUCAUAGACCUUAGUGGACAUUGUAGAAUUAUAAGACCUCAUUUGUAUCUUCAACUUAGGAGCAAAACUUCAAGUCAGGUGGUAAUUCUGCUUACCUUUGCCACUGAAAACAAUACUUUUCCUGUUGUUUUUUUUUCUUCCCCGAUUGUGAUGUUUUGGAGAAACUUGUAUUUUCAUUAUUAGAUAUCAGAAGAAGAAUUGAGCUUCUUCAAGAUUUUGAGAUGCCAAUUGCUUCUACAAAUAUCCUUGUUUCUUCAGACAAACAGUACAUUAUGUCAUCAGGUGAGGUUUGGCCAGGUUGUCAUAAAUUCAAAGAUUCAAUUUCUCCCUAACUUUUGUCUUUGCAAGGUUGAUUUUGCCCUGUACUCCUACCCCCUGGACAAGAUUGCUUUCAACUGUACCCCACAAAGUCCUGGACCCAGUUGUUCAAAAGUUGGACAGCGCUAGCGCGCUAUAUCCAUUGGAUAAAUCACCGUCCAACAAAUAAGUGUUAGGGAAACCACUGGAUAGUGUUAUCCAGCUUUUGAACAACUGGGGCCAGGGGUUUCCCAUUGGGGAUUGUAAUACCUACAUUCAUUACAUUGAUAAAAUUGACCAUUUAAAACCUUGGUGUUUCUUGGUGCUUUGGAAACCAUUGUAAGUUGGUGUUUGCUUUUGUGUUGUGGUGUGGGUAUUGUUUGUUGUCUUUUCAAUCUUUUGUAUGACAUCAUGUGGUGAUUACACCUGUCCGCAACACCAAGAAACUACCUAAAAACUUAAGCCUUAGUGAUGUAAAUGGGACGCUAUAAGUUAAAUUAUAGCAAAAAAAGUGGGGACCAAAAUUGCUGUGAAGAUUGCCAUUGUGGCAUAGUGUGUUCAGCUCUAUGACUAUGUGUCAAGCAGCAAUGUUUUUAUUAGUUUGUAGUUAUGGACGUUUUAAGUUUUCUGUAAGAUCAUGCACCCUUAACAUGAUUGCAUGUCUCUACAAAUUUGAUUGAAGUACCAGUAGUUGGUAAGGCAUUUCAAUUGUUUCUCUUUAACUCAUGAUGUACUAUUAUAUUAUACUUUUCUGGGGACCAAUGUUUUCUGUUUGGUGACUGUAGCUCUGUAGCUCUGUGCUGAAGAGAGGACAUCAGAAAGAGCGUGUUUAAAACAUGAAAUAACAAAAUGGUGAAAAUGAAGAAAUGAUGAAAUGGCAAAAUGACUAAAAUUAUUUAGAAAUAAUACAUAUUUAAUUUUCUUUUACUGGAUUUUCUCCCUACAAUUCAGUUGGUGGAGUUGCUUCUCGACCCCACAGCUCUUCUCUGUUUCGCAGCCAUAAGAUCUAGAGGCUCUGUUGAUGAGAUCGUUGUCAGGCAGACCUUGUGUGAUGUGUGCGCGCAAGCUCAUCAUAUACUCUGAAAAUAGCUCUUACGUGGGAAAAUUAACUGAAGUGUCAGCGGAGACAUCGAGCUGGCGGAGUGCAUUACAAAGUGAAGCUACAACUGUUACGUAUGUGAGGAUGGGGAAGUAAAAACUCCAUACUCGAAAAAAGGAUACUAACAGCUCUCCAAAUAAAUAGGGUGUAUAAUUUUGUGUGAGUCUGUCCUAAUUAUUUUAUUAUCAACAGGGUAUUGCAUGCACGAUUGAUUUGAUUUGCUUUGUUUACUCUACUUGUAACUUAUACAAAGGCAAUGACCAGAAGUGAAUUUGCCCUGACUAAUGCAAUUGCCAAUAAAUGGCUUUAAAGGAAAACAAUGGCAUUUUGUCCUUUUUCCUAAACAGGGUAAUAAAAUUUAGGGUGUCGCCCUAAACAGGCUAUGUAUUUUUAGGAUUUUUUGUCCUAAGCAGGGUUAGGGUUUCAAAACCUCAGUAGAUCACCUACCCUGGCAACGAGAAAGAUCACGUGACUGUGACUAGUCACAAACAGAAAGUGACUGUACUGCAAUGGCAAAGCAAUUUUGAGAGGUUUUGUAUGCUGAGCAGAGUUUCACCAAUUCAAAGAAGGCAAAAUAAAUAAUGACUGGGCACCAACAAGAAACAAGUAGUCAGUUGUUUUUACUGUUUAAGAAAGCCAUUUCAUCACUUUGCCAUUUCGUCAUUUUGCCAUUUUGUGUUUUAAACACGCCCCAUCAGGAAGGGCAGGAGAGAAUGGGAUUUGACUGUGGUGAAAUGCAACCUGGAGAAUAAAAAAAAUUCUUUUGCUUCCUCUUUCAGUGAUUUUGCAUUUUGCAUUUUGCAUUUUGCUCUGCAUCUUGCCCUUUGUGUGAAUGUAUACUGGUAAAGGGAAUCCAUUUUUUCAUCUUCCCUUUCUAAUAACAAUUAACUGGACUAGUACGACUAAGGUGAUUCAUGCUUUAGUUUAGUGAAGUAAUAACUCACAUUGUUGCACACUCACGAGAAUGAACUUUCCCUUUUUUUCUUAAAAAUAUAUAGGGGUUUACAAACCUCGAGUACGCUGUUAUGAAACAUCAGAGCUCUGCAUGAAGUUUGAACGAUGCUUGGAUUCUGAGAGUAAGUGUAAAGUCUUUUGCUUCGUUAAUAAAAGGUGUGUGUGUUUACAUUGCCAAAAGAGUUCAAAUUAUAAUUAUUGCUGCCCUGAGCUAUUAAUUUGAUUAAUUAAUUUUUAUUGUUCUUUCUUUUUACAGUUGUGAAAUUCCGUAUACUAUCUGAGGACUAUUCAAAGGUGAUUUUUGUACAUGUUUGUUACAGGUGAAAAUGAAAUUCAGGCUAAAAUUUUUUAACCUAGGUUGUUUCUCUAUUUCCUUUGUUACUUAUCCCUAAUUAUUCAUGAAUUACGGUCAGGAGGCAAAGAAAAUUGGGAAUCAGCCAAGGCUAAAAAAUUUUAACCUGAAUAUAAUUUUGACCUGUAUUACAUACUGGCUUUAUAACUUUUUUGUUUAUUAAAGCAAAGUAAACAAAAUGAUAAUAUCAGCACUUAAGUAAAGAAGUGUAGUAAAGAACGAAUUGUAGGAAAUGCACAAAUUUCUGUGUUGUGCAAAACAACUGCAUUAAUACCCCUGAAUGAUAGAGAAUAAUUAUUUCCUUCAAUUUCAUUUACUAAUUUUAACCUGUGUUUAUUUUCAUAAUUUUGCAGAUGGUGUUUCUAACCUGUGACCGAUGUGUGGAAUUUCAUGCACAGGUAUGUUUUACAUACAGGGCUCAAGAAAGAAGUAAGAAAGAAAGAAAGAAAGAAAAAACUUGAAUUUCUGUUUGUCCUGUAAAUUAACUCUGGGCAAGUACAUGUAACUCUCAUGUUAUCACUUGUUGCCUGGGAGCCAUUCUUUGUUUAUAAUUUUGUUUGAGGAUGAACCCUUGCCCACUGGGAAAGUCAGCUGUGAAAAAUUACUUACCCAACAAGAAAAUCUACUUAUCCUGGACUGCUACCCGAUAGGACUUUUUUUCGUGUCCUUGUAUAUUAUGUUAAAAUUUUAGAAGACUAUUUAGUAUCCAUAAUAAUAUAUGUUCAGUAUUUUUUAGUUUACUGGUAUACUGAUCACUGUAUUUGCAUCAAACAAACAAUUUUUAUGCUUUUCUAAAUAAUAGUAAAUAAUCGGUCAGUGUAAAACGCAGACUGCGGACUGCAGACUGCAGACUGCGGACCAGGGGUAAAAUGCAGACUGAGUGUAAAAUGCAGACUGCAGACUAAGAGUAAAACGCAGGCUGGGGUAAAAUGCAGAAUAAAGACUGUAGACGUUUUUAAACAUUUGUGUGCCUUCUUCUUCAAAUCGGUGAAAUAGCUAACCGGUAUCAGUUACACAGUUACUAGUCGAAGUGAAUUGCACAUUUGCCAGAAGUUUCAAUGAAAAUCCAAGCAGCUUAAGUCUGCGUACCUUGAUUUGCAAUACUUUCAUAGAAGGUCAUCCAAAUUUCCUGCAGACAUCUUUGGAAUGACUUACUCCUGUUUCUUUCGCCAUAAUUCCUGUACAGUAUUUUGGGUCAGCAGCUUUCAUUUAAGCGUAAACAUUGUGGUGUUGUACCAGUUCACGGUCCCUGGUCACGUAUAUCGAAAACUUCGCAUCAAAAGUUGAAGUGUGAAGUCUCUCGGAUGGAAAAAAGGUUCUAGAUUGCGAUUAUGUUUUCGGGUCGUCGACGACGUUCCAGAGAAGAAAGGAAUGGAUUUGUGAAAGCAGAUGUCAUCAAGUAAGUGUUCGUUUACAUGUAUUUGCGGGAUUUUUUUGCCCUUAAACCCUUCCACGACUACAGUUUAUGCUCGGUCUGCAUUUUACCCCAGCCUGAGUUUUACUCUUAGUCUGCAGUCUGCAUUUUACACUCAGUCUGCAUUUUACCCCUGGUCCGCAGUCUGCAGUCUGCAUUCCGCAGUCUGCGUUUUACACUGACCGGUAAAUAAUAUACAUCAUGUACACUGUACUUUUCGCACUGAUUGAUCAUACUUUUCAGUAUGGACGGUAUUAUCGCACCAGAAUUCCCAAGUUUGGACGUGAUCUUGUUUAUCAUUAUCCAUCAUGUGAUCUUUAUUUAGUUGGAGCAAGGUAAUUUUAAAUAAGUUUUCUUCUGAUGAUUUUUACCACUGUGAGAUAAUACAGAAUUCCCUCCUGGGGCCCGUUUCUCAAAAUGCCAGGAAACUUUUCGGGCCUGAAGGCAAAUAAUGAAAUCUACACCUGUGGAAUAGCAGCACAGUUCCUUGUCCAUAAGCCACUCAAUUUUGCUUUGUUAACUGAUAGUUUCGUUUUAUUAUUAAUUUCAAAAUUAUUGAAACUUUGAUCUUGAAUGUAGCUGCAGCAAACACAAAGCAUCUUUCUGGGCCCGAAAGUUACUGGGACUAUCAAGAAACAGGCCCGUGGAGAGAAUCAGACAGGUUCUUUUUAGAUUUGCUAGUAGUUUUUUAUUCAUUUAUCUCACACUGAUCCAGGGCUGUCUUUAAGAGUUGGGGGCCGGGGAUUUCCCCCGGCUACUAUGAAUGUGGUCCCUGGCUACUUUAAUUGCAAAAUAGAAGAAAAAUAGAACCAAAAGAAAUCCUUAGCUGUUUAAUUCCGCACCUUAUUGUUGUAUUUACCCAGCAACUUGAAAUCUUAAUGACAACCCUGCUGAUCCUUUGAAAACAGUGUUCACCAUCUUUACCUCAGGCUUGUUGGUCACAUUAUUGCAUUUGACUGGCUUAUAACUAUUGUUUAUCACAUUGUAUAAUAAAUUAUUAUUUUUUUAAUUUGUAACUCAAAACAAAUUACAGAGUUCAUUUUUCAACAGUAGUUCUUUUUAUUUCUUAACAGUUCUGAAGUUUACAGAUUAAAUCUUGAGCAAGGACGAUUUUUGAACUCUCUACAGACUAGCGCUGUGUAAGUAUCUGGCUUUUACAAUCAAUUAUAUGUGCCAUAUUACAUCUAGACAGUAUUACUAUGUAUUUAGUAAAAAUAAUACUUGUAAACAAUAUUUAUUUUGAUUUCAGGGAGAUAAACACUUGUGAUAUAAAUCCAGUUCAUCAGCUUUUUGCUGCAGGAACAGCCGAGGUACCUGUAGUCUUUUUUGGUGACUUCAUCUUGAUAAAUAAAUAAAUUAUGUCAAAAAAACUUGGCAAUUGGACGCCUGUAUAGCCAUCUUAAAUUAAUAACAACUUUGGUCAUUAAUGCAAAUACUGUACAGUCAAGUCUUACAUGUAAUUGCCAAUCAUGCUCAUUCUGGUUUGGUUUAAAAGAACUCUUCACCUGCAAAGUUAGCUGGCAAUGUUGUCCUUGACUAUUGAAACUGAUGACGUCACAAGUUGUAGAAGGGACGUAGUUUUCCACGGGCAGCAGUUCAGGGGCAAAUAGUUUAACCAUUACUAAAUUAUUUCUUCCACCCAACUAGCAGUACAGCUGUAUAUACUUCAUGUCAAACAGUUUUUUUUAGGCCAAAAACUGUCCCCAAAGUAGCCAUUAUAAAAAACUAAGAGUGUUGCAACCAUUGCUUCUUUCUCUUCUCCUUCUUUAAUUUUUUACUCCUUUCUUGUUCUUUUUCUCCUUUCCUUUUUUCUUUUGCUGGUGCCAUUUUGAGAUUAUUGGGCGCGAAAAAAUACCCUGACUUUUGGCCGUUUUUUACUCAAAUGACUGCAAAUUUUUUAGGUUUUCAAAAUAUUGGCUAGAUCGAUACUUACUUAAAAAUGUUACCUUGUAACGAGUGGUUUCCAUUCUUAAUAACUUACACUAAAAUGUAUUUUCAUUGUUUCAGGGCCAUGUAGAAUGCUGGGAUCCUCGAUCCCGUAGCCGGGUUGGUGUUUUGGAUGUUGGAAUGAGUGGACUUGACUUCCAGAGGUACAGAAAACUAGAAAUGCAUUUACGUGUACAUUGUAUCUUUGUAUGUCUCCAUGAUUCUCAAUCUGGGAUCAAGAGGGUUAAACUUGUUAUCCUCUUGGCUUGCAUAGUCCUUUCUACGGAAUGCCUGCUUCAAAGUAGCCAAUUUGUUUUACUUCAUUGGCAAAGAUUUCCCUCCCUGAUAUCUUGGCGUUCAAUACCCAGUUGAUACUUCGAAUUUCAAGUGACGGUGAUGAUCCAAGGAUGUUUUGUGGGUUUGAAAUUUUCGAUUCCGGGAUUUUUUUGGGUAGGAAAUUUUGGGAAGUAUUUUUUUGGGUGGCCUAAUUUAAUGAGGAUCGAUUUAGAGAUACAUUGUAAAACAAAAGUGAACGGUCAAUGAAAGUCAAGUCAAGUCAAGUCAUCAUUGUCAAAUGAUAAGAAAAUCAGUUAACAUGAUUUGUGGAGAUAUAAAUUAUAUUAUAGAAAAAGAAAGUGCGAAAAGUGCAAGUAAAUGUAAGCGUGAAAAUGGACAAAUAACAAUUAAAUAAAGAGCAGAAAGAGUUUCGCACGAAUGGAGUCCGAUUGAGUGUUUAGCGUGGGUCUUUUAUCUCGUAUGAUUAAAAUCUCGAAAAUCAGACACUCUAGCUUCCCUCGGCAUUUCUUGAGAAUUUUUAAAGUUUCCACCACGGUUUACCCGCUUUACUUCGUGUUUCUCCGUGAAAUGCUUGCCAACUACCGAAUGUUUAUGUUGCUCUACACGUUGAUGAAGGUGACGGCCGUGUAUCCUGCAAAUUAUUUGCAUCACACAAAUCACACUCAAAUUCAUAUACAACAUUUAUUCUGGCUGUUUACAAGGGGCGGUUUUAAUUCCGUCUCGCGUAAGUCGUUAAUGAUCUUUUUGCUAGUGAAAACUGGCUGCAAUUCAUAAUCGAUUUUCCUUCCGAGGUCGGAAAAGAACGGCUUGCAUUCUUCGGGUUUAUGCACCUAGAAUUGCAAUUUACAUAGUAAGCUUAGAAGCACAUGUAGGAUGCCGAGCGAUUUUACAAACGAAACCCUGCACGUCACCAAAAUUAAUUUAUCUCGAUUAAUCACGUCUAAAGUCCCUCAUGAAAAGGUCCUUAAUAGAAUGAGCGACUAUAGAGCUUACCGCGUUGUUCACUUAGUUCUGGCCUGCACUGUAUUGACUGAAAAUCGAUACCGGUCAAUUAUUUACCAAUCAGACUAUCCAUACCAACAGCUCUCUUCCUCUCCUAGUUUCUAGGUCUACAGUCAAGUUUGUACUUGCAUGACUCUACAUGACUGUACAUAUGUAUUACAAUGUGUAACUGUAGUUAUAACGGACCUUUUUCUAAUGAUUAUUUCAGUUUGGAUAAUGUUCCUGCUGUGACGGCACUCUUGUUCAGGGAUGGUCUGACCAUGGGAUUGGGAACCAGUACAGGACAUGUGAGUUCUAAAACCACACACCGCUUUCUGUUAUUGUACCAGGCUUGAACAAAAUUAUGCCUUUGUUUUAAUUUCUUGUUUAAUUUUUGACUGGGAUCGUGGUGGCCUAGCUUCUACCAAAAAGCACUCCCACAGUCUUAUCCUGCCGGCUUUGCGGCAGGCGAUUUGAAGCGUGUAAAACAAAUGUUUUGCCUUUUGUCAUCACACAAUUAUUUGUUAUUAUUGGCAGGUUCUGCUGUAUGAUCUUCGCUCCACCAAGCCUUUGUUAAUUAAAGAUCACCAAUACGGUCUGCCGAUUAACAGCAUUGCAUUUCAAGACAAGCUUGGCGUUGUCUUGUCAGCGGAUUCUAAGAUUCUAAAAAUCUGGGACAGAGAAACAGUGAGUAUAGUUUCAUAUCAAAACUAAAACGGUUGAAGCUAACCACAACGGCCACCUUGGGGACAGACAAAAGUGGCCCUUUUGGAGAGGUGGCCGUUAUGGGGAGGUAGGGGGUGUAAAUAAGAAUUUUGUUUUAGGGAGUACAGCAUGUUUAUUGCGACAAAACUUUGCUUAAAAACAUUUUAAGAAAUGUAAAAAAAAACAUGACGACGUUACGACGUUCUCAUAGCGUAUAUACUCAGAGUGAGUCCAUUAGUGCGAAACUCUUUGUUUAACUUGUAGCAUAUUUUGACUCGUUACUUUUCUUUUUAAUGAUCUCUUAUACUUUCUUGUAUGCGAGAACGUCGAAACGACGUCAUGUUUUUUAACGUUUUUUAAAACUUUCUCCAAAUGUUUUUAAGCAAAGUUUUAUCGCAAUUUUUCAUAGCCAGGGGCUGAAGGUGUUUUGCUUUUAAUUUUUUUUUCACAUGAACAACACUCAUAUCCCUUGGUUUUUGUAUGUCAUAGGGGAAACCAUUCACAUCAAUAGAACCAUCUACAGACAUAAACAAUUUGUGUCUUUAUCCUGAUUCUGGUGAGAACUGCCAUAACUUUAACAUUGGAAAGGGAAUUGUUAGAUGGUGUCAUUUGUGCUGUAGUGGUUAUGUUGUACAUGUACGUAAAAUCGAUUUAAUAUAAGGUUCAAUCAGUUUUCAGCCUAGUUUGAUUUCAAAUUUCCCUUGUUUCCUAGCCCUAAUUAUUCAUAGGAGAGAAAGGAAAACCUGGUUUAACCUGAGAAAAGAUCUUACCCAGAACAGUUACACUUUGAGUUUACCAGUAUGAGGUUACGUAACUGCCGUUGCAGUUUUGAUGUUUUCCGGUUUUUCUUGGUCAAGAAAGUUUGCUUUAAAGUAAUAUCUCUCAUAUCUCUCUAAGUGAAUUUAUAACUCACAGUUCUAUCCUUCCUAUCAAGUUCUCCAUUAGUUUCCAAGGUCCUAAAUUUUUUAACUCUCUUAGUUUUGAAAUUCGAAAUGCAACAAGUACCGCUUCCUUUUGCUGUAAACUGAAAGCAUUCCUCUUAUCAUAAAUAGUAAUUUAUAUAUAUAUAUAUAUGUAUUUUUUUUUCUUCCUUUGCUCUUUUAUUUUCAUUUGUUUUGUUUUGUUUUUUCUUUUUGUCAUUUCGCUUUUUUUAGCCUAGAACUAUGAUUAGUACGACUAUCUAAUAUACUUAUUUUAAGAUUUACUGUAGCUCUGCCAUUGAUUUUCCCAUGUGUAAUUAUGAUAAUAUUUUGUUCUAUUUAUCUAACUGAGGGAGCCCAUUCCUUAUAAGCCCGGUGGCUUCUCUUGGGCUUCCUCGCCAUGAGAGUUUAAGUAAUUAGAUUUCAUUUGAUUUGUAUAAUUUUUUGGCAAACAAAACAAUAAACAAUAAACAGUAAGAUACUUUUCCUUGCGUCUAUGUCUAGUUUUUUGUCCAUUUAAUGCAUAUGCCAUUAUUAUGGCCGUACAUCAAUAUGUACCAUGUGCGUUGUCACUAUGACUUGUUUGUUUAGCUCAUUGUAUAUUGCAUCGUACUUUUUCAAUAGGUUUAGUGUUCAUGGCAACUGAAUCGCCCAAAAUGUUGGUCUACUAUAUCCCAGUAAGUCUAAACUAUAGUCACUGUAAAUAUUCAAGCUUUUUUUUAUUUUCGAUGCUGUUUAAGUGUAGCCCAGUCUUCAGUCUUUUAUUGCCCUAACAGGGCAGUUUCAACUAAAUUCUACAGAUUAAAAAUCCAACGGAAAUUUUGUGUAAACCUCUGAAUCCUGUUUAAGUGUGUCUUUGACUAAGGACAGGUAGAAAAUGAGGUUACUAAAAUCGGAAAUCUGGGUUUCAGAACCAUUUUUCCCUCGUUCUUUACGCUUCUUUCCGCUGCUUGUGAGCGAGAAGACCUUUAUCUAGCAUCCAGGAUAUGGCUGGUACGGUCGAAAACUUGACCGGCGCGGUGUGAACACCAUAACCGAAUAAAUUUUUAUACCACCAAGACGCGGAUACAUGGAUACGCGGUAACUUAGUUGGAAGACACCAUUUAAAAUUUGCUGAAGUAGCGCCACUGACAAAAGUUAAAGUUCACCCUAAUUCGUCCGUUCCGUGUGAACAGUGCAAAGAAUAUUGAAUGGUUCCAUGUGAACGAAGUGUUCGGUCAAAUUUUCAAGCCGUGUGAACGUUGCUGGAAGUGACAGGGUUGCAUGUGUGAAUGCAGCAUACUAAUGUUUGCGUUGUUGCAGGCUCUUGGUCCAGCUCCGAGAUGGUGCUCAUUUCUGGACAACUUAACAGAAGAGUUAGAAGAAGACCAGCAGCCAACUGGUCAGUGAAUGUUCACUUAGCCUUGAAAUCGUCAUUUAUAGUAGGAUAACCCCAAUUCUUUCUGGAGCCGAGCGCAAACAAGAAUAGUUGCCGCCUCGCAAGCAGAUUGCAAGUUGGGACACAUAUUUCGGGGGCAGAAAUCCACCCCCCCGCCCCCCCCCCCGCACCCCCUCCCUCUGGUCAAACAAGCUUAAAUCCUCCUUGCUGUCUGAGAUCCAAAUCUCUGUCAGUGAGUUUAGACACUUACUCUGGUAAUAACGUUCCCUGGGGAAAUUAGGGCUAAUACAAAUUGGAAGCUCAUUGUUGCCACAUGGAGUUGUUUUGACUUACGUUGUUUUGUCAUUGACCUGAUUUUUCUCCAGUCCUGUACUAAUUUUCUGCACAUACACGUUACUCGUCCACAAGGCCGAAUUUUAUGCCUUAACGUUUGUUCUUUACGUUUCUUUACAGUUUAUGAUGACUACAAGUUUGUGACUAAGCAAGACCUGGAGAGUUUAGGUACAGUGAAGCAAUAGUAUGGAAUAGUUCUGAACUACUGACCGAUCGUUACAUCUAUUUUUAUUUCAAUUUUUAUUGUUAUUAACAUGGUACAUGUAUUUCAUUAGGCAUUGCGACUGUCACACAGCUGUUAGCAGCUAUCAUUUCCAGUUUUGCCUUACAAUAGCCGUGGUUAAAUGGCACCCUGUAAAACAAUUAAAUCACCUUUCUUCCGCCACUUAAUGACAUUCUUUGAGUGUGUCGAUUGGAAUAUUGCGUUUCUUGGCCGGCACCUGCACCGGCUUUAUUGGGGAGCCUAGCACAUCAUAGGUAUCCGCUACAAUUAGGGUCAUCCGCUGAGAAAAGAUGACUUUUCGCUCAAUAAGAUUGCAUUGUAUUCUAUUAACUUUUAAUCUUUUUGGAUCCUCUAGGUCUGGCACAUUUGAUGGGUACCAACCUAUUGCGGGCCUACAUGCACGGAUACUUUAUAGACAUGCGUCUCUAUCAUAAGGUAACCAUGGUAAUUCAUACUGUUAGUGUGAGUGUAGUUGCACACAUGUUAGAGUAUAAUCGUAUAUACUGUCAGUUAUUCACUGACAGCACUUGGUUGAAGUUGACGUUGACGUGGAUCGGAUGUUGAUGUUUCUUUUUAAAUUUCUUCCCAGGCCAAAUCUAUAGCCGAACCUUUUGCAUUUGAAGAAUAUCGCAAGAAACGCAUCCAGGAUAAGAUUGAGGAGGAACGCGCUAACAGGGUCAAGCUAAAGGUCGGCAAAAUUAAGGUGUCAUAUACUAGUAUGUUUGUUUGAAAACGAUGCUCUUGGGCUUUGGACACAGGUGGAAAUGAGAUACAUUUAAUCAGAUUGGAAACUAACACUUACACUGCUUUUUGUCUUUUGCUAGAAACUUCCCAAAGUAAACAGAAACUUAGCGGAAAAACUGAUAGAAGAGAAGAGGGAUACUAAGAAACAUACGGUUUCGGUAUGUUAUUGUAAUCUGCAUUUUAAAAUGUACUUUUCAAUUGAGUUGAUAUGUUGACACCCUUUUCGGUAUAGUUUUUAAUAUUUCCAAAGUCGCUUGCGUUUGUCGUAUCCGUUUUUGUUUGAAAAGGGAGAUUUUUCCCUCCGUUUUUAUAGCAUCUCUCACAGAGCAUACAUUAUGUUCGUAGUAAAUUAUGUAUAACAUCAUCGUAUCCGAAAACCCCCGUUUUCGUCCGUCCAUACGUAAACGAGUGGCCAGCAUUUUCAAAAAUCUUCACUCUGGGGAGCGUUUUGAAAAGAUGCGUUUUCGGUGACCGUUUUCACCGAAUGCGUGUGGACGGUAGGCCAUACCUGAAAAAAAUCUCCGUUUUUAAGCAAAAACGGCUGCGUGUAGACGGGGCCUCAGACUUUGAAGUAUUUGCCUUGAUUAUUCCGACUUGUUUACGUGAAGCUUUGCUUUGUUUUUCAGUCUUCUGACGUGAGCAAUCCUUUGGGAGAUGACAGAUUCUCGGCCAUGUUUUUGAACCCAGACUUCCAGGUGGACGAGGAAAGCGAGGUAAAGCGGACUUACACGGCUGAAGUGUUUUAUAAUAUUUAUCAAGAUGCUCUUAAUCUAAGAAUGUUUUUUGCUCUCUAGAAACUGAAAAGCUCUGAAAAGAGUGGUCGAUUAUUCCAUAAUAAAUAGGAGAUUCAGAAACCUAAGAUAAAUUUCUCCCAAGAAUAGCCCAAUUGUGAGUUUCCUCAAUCCUCUAUCAAAACGUGGCCUGUUGCACAACAUUUGAUGGCAUAAAUGUAUAAAAGCGAGUGUGAAUGAAAACUCAUCUUCAUAUAGGAGAGUGAGUACCAUGAGUAGCUUUUGAAAAUGAGGCUAAAGAUAUAUCGGCGAUAGCCUUUUGCUUGAUCAUGAUGUUUCUUUCAUGGAGCCUGUUCAGAAAAGGUCAAAAUAACUAGACCCUGCUCUUUAACUUAGCAUAACUAACAAACGUCCCACACUCAAAAGGACUGACCUUUUCAGCGUUACCUUUGAGUCCUUAUUUUAGAGGGCGUCGUCCAUUUUCACCAUGUACAAGUCUGUGAGGCCUUCCUUAUCUUUUAUGUUACCUUUCACCCCGUUAGCCUGCGCGAAUAAAAACCGUUACGUUGAUGGUAAAGUGGUAAAAAACACGUAAAACGUUUUCUUCACGUCUUACUUUGUUUGGAGGUUGAAGGGAGACAGAUAUUUUGCCUGUUUAAUCUUACUAAUGUCACUUGUCAGGUAAAUUGAGACCUUUGAAGAAUUUAAAGUAAAUGCAAGUGAAAUUGUCCUUAUAUAUUUUUUGAAGGAAUACAAACUUCUUCAUCCAGUGGUUUCCAAGCAUGAGAGAGAAAAACAAAAGAAGCAGAAGGAAAAGCAGAAGUUUCUGGAGCAGUUCGAUGAAAUAGAGGUGAGGGCUGGAAAAAUUAAUGAUAUCUUGAGUCCGAAAAAAAUAACUCACUUCCUUGUACCAAGGAAGAGUAAAAAGUAAUCUGCUUAAUUAUUUUAAAGCAUUCUUAAAUGGGUCUUUGAACCUUGCAAAAUUGAAAGUUUUGACAAAAACUGAUAACUGAAGAUGUGUUACGCUUUUUACCAGAGUUUUUGUUCUCCGCGCCAUUCUCCACAUUUUAAAUCUAGAUAUUUUAUCUGAUUAAGCUAUUUUAGUAAAAAGAGAAAUUAGAUUCUGGUCACUGUUAGGUUUACUAAUUAAAUAAUUCCGGAUCUACUGGUUACUGGACUUCAAGCUUCGAAAGUACAAUUAGAUUUUCUUAUUCUAUAGGCGAAUCUUGUUAAAUUUCAUUUUUGCUGAUAAGAAUGGGAAAUAUUGGGACGUCGUCUUAUAUAAAAGUUAAGGUCAAAAGUUGAAAGAGCUCGUUAACUUGAGCAAUUUGUGUAAUUUUUAGCUCUUCCAAGCAAGAUGAAAGGAAAUAGCACCCAUCGAAAACUUCGAAAUUGCUGUUUGGUAAAAACAUUUAAGUGCCCAUAUAUUUUUGUAAAAUUUCGAGUUGUAAAGAGAGUAUCUCCAAACUAUUCGGUAUUUGGGCUAAAAUUUUCAGAGACAACUUCAUGUGUAUGGUUAUGCCCUUUAAAUAUUUAAUCUUAUUUUUGUAAUAACUUGAUCAGAGAAUGAUAAGAUUAUAUGUAAAUGAGCCAAGGAAUGUAAACAAAUUUUCACCCAUAGGAACCGGAGGGUAUCCCUAGUGAGGAGGAAGAAAGCAGCAGCUCAGAAGACGAGAGGGAAUGGCGCGAGGAACUCAAGAGACAGCGCAAAGAAGCUAGAAUAAAUGAAGAGAAACAAGCUACCAGCAGACCAAAAUUUUACGAAUUAAAAUCAGGCGAAAACUUUAAAACCAUAAAGUCUAUCAAAGACGUAUUGCCGUCGAAACAAAAGAAGUAAGUAUGACACUGGAAUUUUUGGCAAAUCCCGGAUCCCGGGUUGCAGUCAAAUCCCUUAUACCGUUGACGUGUCCCGAAUCCCGCACUCUAUUUUGGCCAAAUCCUGCUUCCCGGGUUGCAAUCAAAUCCCGUAUCCCGUUAACGUUUCCCGAAUCCCGCACUCCAUUUUGGCCAAAUCCCGCUUCCCGGGUUGCAGUCAAGUCCCGUAUCCCUUAACGUUUCCCCGAAUCCCGCACUGUUUUUUGGCCAAAUCCCAGGAAUUGAUCCUUCCAGACCCUGAUUAGAGGGAAGACCUUAGAUAACAUUGACCUCUACCAGGUUGUGGCGUCCAGCGGUUUUAGUGAAAAAAAGGGUUUGGGUGGGGUGCUCAGUCUCGCGGGCUCAUAAACCUGGUCUCGGUCAUUCUUAUUUAAGGAUUUCCUGAUUAGAGGAUCCUAGUUACACUAUAAUCAAGUCAAGUUAGCCCUGUCAUAUUAGAGCGGUUUUCACUUGACUGUCGAAAGGGAUUGGUUUUGGUUUUGGUUUUGGUUUUACUACGCCCUUUGGUUGGCUAGUGUAUUUACUUUGGUUUUGGUUUUACGACAGUCAAGUGAAAACCGCUCUAUGUUCGGUAUUUAUUCUUUGUGUAUAAAAUUUUCAAAUUUCCUACAAAGUCAAAAUAAGAGCGUUUUGUUUUGUGUGUAGGGUAUCCCUUGGUGAACGUCUUCAGCAUGAAGAGAGGUCGGGUGUGAUCCGAUCAACAGGUUCAUCCUCGGGUGAAAAGGAAAUUACUUUUCAAGUAGAGAAGGUAAAAAAAGGACAACAAUUUAACGUUACUGGUUUAAGCAAUUUUUACAAAGUUUUUCUUAAAGAUUGAAAUGUACUUGCUUACCCUUGUACCUAAUGAAAAAAGUCAUUUUAAAUUAUUGUUUUGUAUGCAAAAGACAAAUACAAAUUGCAGCAGUAUUUUAGGAUACUGUAGGAGUUUAUUGCCCUUAAAUGAAGAAGGGCGUAAUUGAUUUUCUCUUGAAUUCACUGGUAUUUUUUACUGUCGUCCUUGAGUUUAUUGUGGCGUGGGGUAAUAAUGUGAACGCAAUAUCCUGAUUACUUUUUGAUAAAGGCCAGAGUUUAACCGAGACUUGGCCUGAAACAACUUUUAAUGCGGAAUUUUAAUGAGAAAUAAUUAAAUUAUUGUUUUCUAACUGCAUGCAACCGCGUUUUCUUUUUCCAGCCAUGCAUCACGCGUCGAAUGAAGCGACUCUAUUGCAUUCAUCACAUUUUUUGUUUUCUUUGUAGAGUAACAAAGAGACAAGGAGACAUGAAGAAAUUCGUGCUCAUGUCAAGGAAAGGAAAAAGCUUCGUCGAUCAGCCAGCAGUGUUCUGAGAAAUGAGAAACGAAAACCGGUGUUCUGGAGAGGGAGGAGGGUUAGAUGACACGAAGCUGCGGCCACAGUGGAAUUGAUAAGCUUGUACUCUUCUGGGAAACGAAAACCGGUCUGGUGUUCUGGAGAACGAAGAGAGUUCGAUGACGACGUACUCGAAGUGGUGGUGACAAUGAGAUUGAUCAGCUUGCAGCAGUUUUCCUGGGAACGAAAACGGAGUAGUGGUCUUUUUGAAAAGUAUAGUUCGUUGAUGCGAACAUUAUUUUUUGUUAAUAACUCGACGUAAAGAUC